AUAUUCUUUAAAUUUAAUGCCCAAAAGGUUGAAAUGGGUUUCAAACUAUUCCUAAAAUUGGUUUAGAUUUCAGAGUUUAAAGAUUUGCUCUUACUUUAUCGGGACCUGUUUCUCUCAGCUACUUCCUUUUCUGUUCUCUCCGAUCAACUCAGCCAUAGCCAUAGAAGAAACUUGAACAAGAACAGCCCACAAAUUCAGAAAAGAAAAAGAAAAAAAUCUCCUUUUUAAUCUCUUUUCUAGAGAUUUUCUUCACUGGGUUUUGUUUUUUGUGUUCAAAAAGGUGUGGGUUUGUUUUAAUCUCGAUAAAAAUACUGUUUUUUGUUCUUAUUUUUUCCAGUUCGAUCUGUUUUGCUCUGUUUUACUCUGUUUUUUUAAGAUCGAUCCAGAGGAAUUACAGAGACGAUGUUGAAUCUUAACGAUUUGAUUAUCAACUGCGACGAAACUUCGACGAAUCGGACUGUAAUGGAAGAUUCUGAGACGUCGAAUUCUUCUGUCGUGAAUGCCGACGAGGUCUGCAACAGUAAAGAUGAAGAUUCCUCUGUUUUAAUCUUCAAUAUUCUGAAAAGGGAAAAUUCCGGCGGUGGUGCGUCGCCGGAAUUAGUGACUCAGGCGCUCUUUCCGGUGGCUGGAGGGUGGGGAGAAACUGGGUCUCCGGUUCCGAAGUCCCAUUGGUUGAACCUGUCGUCGACUGGUGAUUUCGGCCGCGAAGGCGUCGGUGGAGGAACUGCAGAGCUGAAAAUUGUGCAGCAGAAACAGCAGCAGGUGAGGAAGAGCCGCCGUGGGCCGCGGUCCCGGAGUUCGCAGUACCGGGGAGUUACCUUUUACCGGCGGACAGGAAGAUGGGAAUCUCAUAUUUGGGAUUGUGGGAAACAAGUUUAUUUAGGUGGGUUCGACACUGCCCAUGCUGCAGCAAGGGCAUAUGAUCGAGCAGCAAUAAAGUUUAGGGGAGUGAAUGCAGAUAUAAACUUCAACAUAAGCGACUACGAUGAAGAUAUGAAACAACUGAAGAAUCUAAGCAAAGAAGAAUUUGUGCAUGUUCUUCGUCGACAAAGCACUGGAUUUUCUCGUGGAGGAUCGAAGCUGAGAGGAUUAUCUCUUCAAAAAUAUGGAAGAUGGGAAACUCAAACGAGUCCAAUUAUGGCGAAGAAUGAAAUCGAGCAAAGGUCGACAAUGGUAGAUGCAAACAAUGGAGGCAAUGGGCAUAAUCUUGAUCUGAGCAUUGGAGGAAUUUUCAACUACCAUUUAAGAAAUUCUUCCCAAAACAUCAACAUUCAAACACCAAAGAAAGAAAACAAUGGUGGUGGUGGAUAUGGUGUGGGUGGACAACAACCUCAUAUUCCUUCUUCUAUGUGGUCUGGUUUUUGCUCUGGUUUUUUAGCAGAUAAUCAGGAAAGAAGAGAGAAGAGAAGCUACCCGUCAAAGACCCUUACGAGCUCGGGAUGGCCAAUGGCAAUGCCGAUAUCGAUGCCGAUGUCGGUUCAAGAAAAUGGGAGUAAUGGAAUAAGAGCAAGAGAAGAAGCUCAUGUUUCCAAGAGUGCAGCAUCAUCAGGAUUCUCUUCCUCUUCUAAUUUUGGUUCACUUUAUCCCCAAAAUACCCCUCCCCUCCACAAUGCUCUCUGCCUUCCAACACCUUCCCCCAACAUUUCUUGACAGUUAUUUUGUGUUUUUUUUUUUUUUUUUUUUUUUUUUUUUUUUUUUUUUUUUUUUUUUUUUUUUUUUUUUUUUUUUUUUUUUUUUUUUGUGGCAAUGAGAGAAAUUUAUACUUUAUUAUGCCCAAUUGAACCUUAAUUAGUGUUAAUUAAUUAAGUAUUUUCCAUUUUUUUUUUCUAAGGGAAAAAUUUGGAGUAUUCCUAUGUAUAUAUUAAGAAGAACAUGUGUAUGGCCCUUCCAUUAUUGGAGGCUCUUUUUAUUUAUUUAUUUUUAUUAUUUAUGUAA
Cucurbita maxima (winter squash) is the source of this 1935-nucleotide messenger RNA. Its product is annotated as ethylene-responsive transcription factor RAP2-7-like. NCBI's taxonomy places the organism in Eukaryota, Viridiplantae, Streptophyta, Magnoliopsida, Cucurbitales, Cucurbitaceae. Gene Ontology annotation, molecular function: DNA binding; DNA-binding transcription factor activity. The coding region runs from base 403 to 1650 and encodes 415 amino acids. Gene Ontology annotation, biological process: regulation of DNA-templated transcription. The record is from RefSeq and is a predicted model, not a curated record. The transcript has 9 exons.